This is a messenger RNA of Trichoplusia ni (cabbage looper), 4394 nucleotides long. RefSeq lists its product as uncharacterized. NCBI's taxonomy places the organism in Eukaryota, Metazoa, Arthropoda, Insecta, Lepidoptera, Noctuidae. The record is from RefSeq and is a predicted model, not a curated record. The coding region runs from base 339 to 2450 and encodes 703 amino acids. The transcript has 6 exons. Gene Ontology annotation, molecular function: histone binding.
AAACUUCCCAUGAAUAUACUUGAUCAUCAAGUUGCUUAUCCAAAGGACUUGUUAUAUUUAAAAAACUUUAAGUUGUUAGUGAUAUCUCUAACGUAAAUCAGUAAUUUUCAGUUGAACAUAAUUUAAAUGUUUACUAUUUUCUGGAAUUUUAUGUUUUUGAACGACAAUCAUCAUGCCAGAAUGGCCAAUGCGUGAACUGUCAACAGCGUCAAUUUGUUUCCUCCCGCCCGCACUGCACAUUGCUUUACGAGUUUGCGCGUAACAAAUGUUAUGUUGUAAACAAUUAAAUUUAAGCUAAAAUGUCUUAAUUAUACUGUUAGGUUUAUUUAUUCAUCAAUAUGAGUGACGAUACUGUGAUAAUAGAUGAUGAUGAUGACGAUACGAUGCAGAUCAGCAGUAUAUCCCCGAUAGUGGCUCAAACAAUUGAAACAAUUGAUUUAGAUGAAUCAGGAUCUGAUGAUGAGGUGUUGGCUAUUACAGACACAAGCGAAGCAAUAAAUUUGUCAAAAAAACUUGAUGGAGACAUCCUUAUGGACCAAAUCGUCCAUUUCUGCUUAAGCAUGGAGAAUGUUGUUGGUAUGUCGAGAGUUAUAAAAAAGACACUGAUACCUCUAUACCAAGAUACAAGUAUAGAACUCAAAAAUUCCCCAUCACUUAGAAAACUGUUGAGAAAAACAUUAAAACAGCUCAAAAUGGAUCCUGAUCAUAAAUUCUUACAUAUAAAGACUCUUUGUGAAAGCUUGAAGUCUGGUCGUGUUAAACGGAAAGUACCUUUUGUUACACUGGGCAAAAAUUUAAAAAAUAAGGACUCUAGCAAAACUGACAAUAUUGAGAGGACUUGUAUAUCUAACACUUUCCAUAUAGAAAAUGCACGUGAAGUUAAUAUCAACAUAAAUGCAUAUGAUGAAAGAUUGAGCAGUAAAGAAAUAGAUACUCCAAGACAUAGGAACUCAAGAACAACUCUUAGAACUAAAAAUCGCAAGACUAGAUGUAAACAAACAUAUGGAAAUAUUAUGAGUACGAAAAGUUUGCAAUCCACUGAAAAUAUUGAAGUCAUAGAUUUGGAUAAUUCUGAUACUGAAAAUACUAUUUCAAUUGAUCAUGAAACAUCACAUAACGCUGAUGCAGAUAAUAAUAAUAAAGAAAAUAAAACACAAGAAAUUAGAACAAAUUGCAAUGCGAAUAACUUAGAAGAUGACAAUAAAAAAAUAGUUACGGGUGUAAGAGACUAUGAUUUGCUUAUACCUAGUACUUAUUUAGAGGUCACUAGAGAAAAGGAUAACAGUGUUGAGAUACGCGAGUUAGAGGAAGAAAUUGUGAAAUAUAAAAGUAAGAUUGCUCAACUGGAAGAGGCUGAAGUUUUUGACGAUACUAAGAAUUCACCGUAUAUUUUAUGUGAUCUUUACAAAAGUAAACUAAUACACACCUAUAAGAGAAUAGCAAAGCUGAAGGGCUGCCGUACAGACAUCGCCAAGCGUCGGGAAAUACGCAUUAACGCCAAAGAGGGCAGGAUCGCUGGCCCAGCCAAGUUACUGGAGGACCGCUUAAACGAAUCGAUAGACGAAGAAGGAAGAGUCGCCUUUCCAGACUUCUUUGAAGUCCAGAAAUGCGUUGCAAAAUAUAAUAAAGAAAGUAAAUCCUGUUGGAAUCGAUACGAAAUUUUUAAACGAGCGACAGCACUGUUCCGUCACUGCGGGGAGGCGCUGCGCAAGAACCGGCAGAAACGUGAGUACCAGGACCUGCUGGGCUGGCUGCCGCGCGAGGUGCAGCUGGAAGACCCUGCGGAGAGGGACCCGCAGCUGCUGGCCACGCUCGAGGAGAACAAACUCGUCGCUCAAGUUAAAGAACAAGAAAUUCUAGAAAAAUACGUACACAUGGAAAACACGAUCAAAGCUGGUUUCGCAGGUAACCCUUUGGACUUUGAGCUUCAGCAGUCUUCUAGUGAUACAGAAAUAGAAAGUGAUAAUGACGACGACCACGACCAAAGUAGUUUCAAUAUUGGAGGAAAACCAGAUUUUCAAGCAAUAUUUUCAUCAAGUCUUCUUAACACUGAAAAUAAUGCCUCUAGUUUAACCGACGAGGCUUUACCUACUAUUAGUGCGUCAGCUGACCAGAAAAGUGAUAAUGCAUCAAAUUCUAAUUCAACCUUAAAUCCCGUUUUGAGUUCAGUUAGCCCUAGCGAAGGUGCGGAAAAUUCAGACGAAAAUACAAUAGAUACAAAGUGCGGUAUUAAAACAGAGAAAUAUGUUUCUAGGAUAGAAUUUCCCGAUACAGAUGAUUCUGAAACUAAUGUUAAAUCUGAAGAUGAAAUCAAAAUUAAAGAGGAACCUGUCGAUGUUCAAAAUAUGUUGGAUGAAUUAGGUGAUAACUAUGUUUCAACCGUGUUUGACAUUGAUGAUCCGUUCUUAGUAAUACAGUUAUCUUCUGAAUCUUCAGAUGAUGAAACGUGAUGCUAACAGCCUAAUGAAAUGUUGUCGUAAAUAGUAGGCAACUGAUACUGGUUUUUAAGACAAUUAUUUGUUAAGCAUAACUUACUAUAAUUUGCAUUGCGUUUAAUAAUAUUAAGCGCAUUUUUAAGAGUCGUAAGUAGAUAUCUACACAUCACAUCUACAUAUCUUGAUAGUUUUAUCUUUUAAGCUGUAAGUCUUCCACAGUAUACCUAAUAAGUAAAUAAAUAGUAACUAUAGUGAAAAUGAUGUAACGGUUAACUCACGCGUAAGUUUAAGUAUUUAUCGGGGGGUAGCCCGACUAGUUUCGGACGUAACAGAACAUCUACAUAUCAACCUUUUUUAUAUUAAUGAUUUUUCAGUUUCAGUUGUGUAUUAUAUCAAUUUACAUACCUACCUAUAUUUUUAUAUUUUAGAGAAAUCUACUCUGUAAAGAACGAAAAAAAUAAAUUAAAAGUUGGCCAAGUCCACAAGUAUGUAUAUUAGAAUGAAAAAUAUUUUAGAGCCUUUUUCCUUCUAGUUUAUUUAAACGUCUAAUGUUAAUAUUAUUAGCGUCGUCUGCUCGUAUUGAGUUUUAUUCUAUAGGGCUUAGUAGUUUAAAAACUACUAAGCACUAUAGAAUAAAAAUAGGACCGAUAUCUAUAUCGGUCCUUAUUCCUUAGGCACGGUAAUUAUUAUAGUAGGUACCGUACCUUAGGUGUAAAAAGUGCCUUCUACUCAGGAAUAGCCGACAUGUAACUAGGAAGACCGUUGAUGUGCAGCCGCGAUAUUUAAGGGUCGGUAUAAUUUAGAACUCUGAAGUUUGGAUAACAUAAUCCCAGUGCCGGCGUAAGGGCCACUGUCACCCCGGGCAAAAAUAUUGUGGCGCCCACUUGAGGGAAGCAAUAUCAAGUGUUAGUUUUUUGCUGAUCCCAAGUAAAAUUAUAUUAAGAAUUUCAUCUUUCCUUUAGCGUAAAGUUUGGCGAUGGAAGUAUUCCUCUAGUCUCCAACUUCAGACCUUAGCGCCCCCCAGAAUUUGUCGCCCUGGGCCAUCGCCCCAUCACGCCCCCCCUAACGCCGGCACUGCAUAAUCCUGCAAAUAUUGCUGCUACACGCAUUUCUAUCUUGCUGUUACCUGUGGGCUAAUAUGUGCCUUGAUUCACUUAGUCAUUUUAAUGUAUUUUAUGCUAACUGUAACGCUGGCUAAAAAGAUUUGUUUUAUUUUCCAGUUUUCUACGAUUUUAAGUAUUUAUAGGCAUGUCUAACGAAUGAUGUUAUGUAAGUCAAACUGAUGAAGUACACAUGGUAAUUCUAAUUAUGUUUAAGACAAAAUGUUAAAUAUUUAAGUAUAUAGUCACUAUUGUGUAGGAUUCAUUACUUACUAUGUAAUAGGCAGGCGUUGAUACUUACAAUUUUUAGUGUUGGUCAUAUAUGUAAUAAAUAGUUAUGCCAAUGUAGUCAGGAACACUUGGGUUUGAAGAUGCAUGCAACCAUAUUUAGUAAAAUGUUAUCAUAAAAGUUGUUAUUUUUCUUCACCUAUUCAUCAGAAGCUAAACGAGAACUAAAACAUCCGUAUUUUGUUGUGCACACCUUACCAUAACACUGGGACGUUUGUGACUUGUCUUCGAUUCCAACAGCUAUUGAAUAGGACUGAUUGAAUGGAGUUCGUGCAAACUUCGCAGCAGCUGGUUGUAAAUGACGUGAUGUAUCUCCAGUUAAUAUUUCUUCUCAUAAAACCAUCAACUUAACAAACUUAUUGAUCGCAGCAAGUAAAAAUAGGGGUGUAAAAUAAAAUAAAAACUUAAAACAAAAAACUAUGUAAAUCUACAGGGGACUAUGAAUCAGAACGCACGGUGUUUCAUUUUGUACAGAUUUAAUUCGACAGACUGUUAAAUAGGUACUUAUUACUGCUUUACAUUUAUUUAUUGGCCGUUGCUAUUAAUUCGGUACUGCUUGUUCAUACAAUAU